Molecule: messenger RNA, 555 nt
Organism: Anastrepha ludens (Mexican fruit fly)
Lineage: Eukaryota; Metazoa; Arthropoda; Insecta; Diptera; Tephritidae
Product: protein kinase 4-like
Exons: 1
Coding region: 1-555 (184 amino acids)
Source: RefSeq, a predicted model, not a curated record
AUGCUCUCACCCACCGCCAACUCGCCUUUCCUACGCAACACAAACAACAGCAAUGGCAGUAACAACAGCAGCGCUAAUAACAGUUCAUCUCUUUUAAAAUCCCAUUGCGGCGGCAUGCGCACACCGUACAACAGCAAUGGCAGUGCUAGUGCUAGCAACAGCAGCAACAACAACAGCAACAGCACCUUAAGCGGCAACCAACAUGCUGGACGUCAUGGUAAAUACGCGAGCUACUUGCAACAACAACAACAGCAACGUUUGAUAAUGCAACAACAUCAACAGCAGCAACAGAAAGAACAACACGAGCUGAGCAGCAACUAUUUGAAUGCCGUCGAUUGCAGCUUCAUUGCGCAAACAAGCCUCUAUGGAGGCGCCGCCAGUGGCGGUAGUGGCAAUCACACGCCCCAACAAACACAUCACCCAUACAGCCAUGUUGGUGCGGCCACCGGGGGUGGAUCAAAUCAUCACCACCACCAUACGCUCGCCCAUCAUAGCUUAGGUAUUAGCGCGAUGAGCCACGCCCACAAUGUGGGCAACGCCAUCAUAUCCAAGUGA